Paramecium tetraurelia is the source of this 1968-nucleotide messenger RNA. RefSeq lists its product as uncharacterized. The record is from RefSeq and is a predicted model, not a curated record. NCBI's taxonomy places the organism in Eukaryota, Ciliophora, Oligohymenophorea, Peniculida, Parameciidae. The transcript has 4 exons.
AUGAUAACUUUUAAAGUCAUAUUACCAGAUUAAUCAGAAGGGGAAUAUCAAAUUUCUAAAACUUCAAGUGUUAAGGAAUUUAUCCAAAUCAUAAGGGAGUAGAAUUCGGAUAAGGAUUGGAAUAAUUAGGAACUAGAGUUACAUUUAUUUGAUUAAUUACUCAAAGAGGAAGGAUCAGUAGAUAAAAUCAUCUGUAAUCAUUAAAUUGAUAGUUUAACCUUGAAGGCAAGGAAGAGAGAAGGAAUCAAAAAAUUAAAAACAUUUGUAUCCUAGUUUUUGAUAAAAAUGUCGGAAAAGACAGAAUCUGGCAUGAAUGGAUUUAAAAUUGCUUUGAAGAGAAGCACUUCAAUAUAAGAAUUGCCAAAAACGAUAGAAAAAAGAAAUAUUAGAAAGUUAUUGACAUUCUUGUAAGUCGCCACCAAUAAAAUAGUAUAGACAUCAAGGUAAAAAUCGUAAACUUUUGCUGAAAAAGUUUAAUAGAAUGAAAAAGGGAAACAUUUAACUACAAGUUAAGAUCCCAGUCUAAUAAAUCAAGAGGAGGAUCCCAUUAAAAAUAAUAAUGACACUGUGUUAGGAUUAUUGGAUCAUCUUGAAAAGCCGAAUAACCAGAAUUUUUAUCACAAGCAUAACGAAUCUUAAGCUAAACCUAAGUCAUUAAGUCCAGAGGCUAGGAAAUACUUGGAAAGGAAGAAGAAGGCCAUCGAAAAUCUGAAUGAUCCAAUACAAUCAGCAAAAGCUAAAUAGUUGGUUGCUGAAUUAAAAAGACAAAGAAGAGAAUUAGAAGAAAGGAAGAAUAAAUAAUUGCAUAACGAAUCUGAUCAACUUGAGGAAAGCAUUGAGAAAUAUAAAAUGGAAAGAGAAUAAGAGAAGGAGUAUCUCAAUUAAGAGAAGCGAUAGAAAAUAAUGGAAAGAUUAUCAUAAAUGCAGAAACAUCAAGAAUUAUAAUUACAAAGAAACUAACACCAGAAAUAGAUUAUUAAUGAGUUGAAAAACAAAGAAAGAGAGAAAAGGAAACAAUAAGAGGACAGAGAGGAAAUCUUAAAAAAGUAAUAUUAUGAAGAUGCCAAGAUGAAAUUACAACAAAGAAAAAAACUAGCUGUUCCUAUCCGAUUAGAAGAAAUUAAUAAACAUGAGGAGGAUUAUCUAAAUAAGAAAUAGCUAUUAAAGUUAGAGAAGGAUUAGAAGAAAUUAGAAAGGGAGAUUGUAAUAUAACAAGAAACAAAGUAAAUCUAUAAGGCCAAAGAUAUUUUAUAAAAAGUCAUUGAUGUGGAUUCCAAAUUCAAAAACAAAGAUGUGGUGGAAAAAUAAUAAAAAGCUGAAAAACUAUUAAGAAAAUAAAAAUACGCAGAGAUAGUUAAAGAAUAUCAUAAGCCAAACAUUAAGGUUUAAACAGACAUUCAAUUUAGUAGAGCUUAGCAUAACAAAUCUGACAAUUCAUUACAAGAAGAAUAUAUUGAUUUUUUGAAAGAAGGAGAAGGAAAAUAGAGUGCAACAAAAGUAGACUCAAUUCGUAAUAAAUUGCACAGAUAGGCAUAAUAAGGAUCAGAAAGGAAUGUACAUAAAAUUUAGAAUGUUUUGAAUCUUUAGAAGGUACAAAAAACAAAAGUGACAGAAUCAUUGUAAAAAGGGUUUGUACCAAAUCCAUCAGUUUAUUACCAACCAAAACCAAUGAAGAGUGAAGCCUAAUUGGAAGAUCUAUAAAAGAAGAAGCCAAUAAACUAUUUGAAAGAAUUAGAAUAAGAGAGAAUGAAUUAGUAAGGAAGGCUAGGUUAAUUAAAAAGCAAUAGUGUUCCAAGAUUGCAAUAGGAUUACCGAUCAAUUAUGGAGAGAGGCAAACGGUAUGAAAAAGAGGCUUAACGAAAAGAACAUCAAGCGUAUUAUUUGAAUGAUGAGAAACUGAAGGAAGAGGCAGACGAUUUAUUUUUAAAAAGUGUUUAAGAAAAAAUAAGAUUCUUAGAGAAGAUUUGA